AUGAUAUGUGGUGAUACAAGGUCGCCUCUUGUUGUCAGAAUCGGAGAGAAGGGACUCAUCUGGGUCAAAUCGACGUCAAGUAGAAAACCAGUGCAUGACGCUCAUUUGCACAUAGGCGUCAAUGCCAUUGACCUCCUUCUCAGGGCUCUAAAGGCGCCUAAGAGCCUAGAAUGGAAGCUAUCGAAGGUAAAUGAGGACGUGAAGGUAGUGAUUGAGACGGUCCAGUGUAUUUUGAUACUUGAGCGAAUCACUGUCAGUGUUGGGUCUCUUUUAGGAGGCACCACUCCUAAUCUUGUCCCUGAUGCGACAUCUGCUGCAGCUGAUAUACGAAUCGUCAUGGGUAUUUCAGCAGACGAUUCUGUCAGAAAAACAUACAAACGCCUUGAUGACCUUCAAGGGGUUAGUUUCCGUGGGUUGCGCAGUAUAGUCUCUUGGAUAUGUCCGUCAGAGGACUUUGUGAAGCUUUCUCUGGAAGUGUCUAGAUCUGUGGUGAGGCCCCGGGCGGCUGUCAACAUGCGCGUAGGUGCUUCUGAUUCCCGGCUCUUCCGUAAGCGCGGGAUUCCGAUGGCUGUUGCUGGCCUGACACGGCAUGGAAUGGGAGGGGCAGAUGAACACUUGAUGGCCGAAGAAUUGGUCUAG
This is a messenger RNA of Clonostachys solani, 639 nucleotides long. The record is from the annotation of a GenBank genome assembly. NCBI's taxonomy places the organism in Eukaryota, Fungi, Ascomycota, Sordariomycetes, Hypocreales, Bionectriaceae.